AUUAAAAGAAUGUAAUAAAAUUUUGCUUAUAUUUUUUAGGCUUAUACUCGAAAAUCAUCGAAUAUAGAAUCAAUACGAGAAAUUUUGUCACAAAAAAAAUUCGAAUGUCGAAGUAAACAAUGCUGGUUAGAUAUAAUAUUGCAAAUGUAUAAGUGUUUCGUAUUAAGAAGUGAAUUUGAAAAUAAAAAUAGGAUAGAUUCUCCUUCAUUCAUUCCUUCAUUAUCAUUUAGACGAUCUAUACGAGAUUCUCAACAAUCUGGAGCAUUAUCUUUUUCAAAUUUCCAUAAAGGAUCUGAAAAUAUAAUUAUUGAAAAUAUUCAUUCAAAGAUCAUCGAUAAAUCAUCCGAUAUUAAUUAUUAUUCUCUCGAAGAACGAUUGUUAUUGGGGUGGUUGUCUUACCAUUAUGAAGAAGGACGUAAACAAGAAUGGAUGACUGAUUUUCGCGUAGUGUUAAAUCCCUAUGAGAGUAAAGAUAUAGCAGAGGCACGUAACAUUAAAAAUUUUGAUAAAGAUUUGUCGGAUUCUUUGGUAUUAAUUACCGUAACAGCUGCUUAUUGUCCUUUUCUUAUCGAAGAAAGUUUAAAUAAUAUCUAUAUCCAGCCACGAAACUAUGAAGAGGUAUUAUAUGUACAUGCAACAUUUAAUAAUCGUCUUAUUUAUACGGCUCAUUCUCAUUUUAAUUAUAUAAAUAAAUUAAUGGUAGUAUUUAAAUGAUAAUUG
Apis florea (little honeybee) is the source of this 720-nucleotide messenger RNA. RefSeq lists its product as uncharacterized. Gene Ontology annotation, cellular component: cilium. The record is from RefSeq and is a predicted model, not a curated record. Gene Ontology annotation, molecular function: protein binding. Lineage: Eukaryota; Metazoa; Arthropoda; Insecta; Hymenoptera; Apidae. Gene Ontology annotation, biological process: cilium assembly.